CAGUGGGAGUCAGCUGACAGCAGCCAGCGGAUGUCUCAUCUCGAUCACCCGCACUGAAGAGCCUCGUCCCCGGGUCCGCUCACCGUCGUCCCCCCGCCGCGGAGAACCGGACCGUCCGCUCCUCUUACCCAGGCCUCGGCCUCCCUUCUCCCGCAGGAUGAGUGUCGGUGCUCCGAGGGCCCUGGCCAGCUCGGGGCAGAAGCCCAUCGCGGACAUCCUCCACCCGCUGUCCGCCGCCGAGGAGCAGCUGUCCCCGGGGCCAGAUGUCCCGGAGGACGUCGGAGGAGACAAGGAAGCCGUGUUGACCAAUGGCACGCCGGUGGAGACGUCCAGCCCGGCCUCGGCGUCCUCGCUCCUCAAUCGGCUGCAGCUGGACGACGACCUGGAAGCUGACGGCCUCGACCUGUACGUCUCCACGGAAACACGCGACCUCUUCGUCACGGUGGACGACCCGAAGAAGCACGUCUCCACCAUGGAGACCUACAUCACCUACAGAGUCUCCGCCAAGACUACACGGAUAGAAUUUGAUCUGCCAGAAUACAGCUUGCGGCGGCGCUACCAGGACUUCGAUUGGCUGAGGAUCAAGUUGGAGGACAGCCAGCCGACCCACCUCAUCCCACCGCUGCCCGAGAAGUUCGUGAUGAAGGGCGUGGUCGACCGCUUCUCGGAGGAGUUUGUGGAGACGAGGAUGAAAGCUCUGGACAAGUUCCUGAAGCGAGUCGCGGACCAUCCCGUCCUCUCCUUCAACCCGCACCUGAACGCUUUCCUGACGGCCAAGGACCUGAACAAGCGUCAGGGUCUCGCUCUUCUCACCAAGGUGGGCGAGUCGGUGAAGCACGCCGCCGGCGGCUACAAGCUGCGGGCGCGGCCGGCCGAGUUCUGCGCCAUGGGGGAGUACCUGGACACCUUCAACCAGAAACUGGGAACCAUCGACCGCAUCGCUCAGAGGAUCAUCAAAGAGCAGUCAGAGUACCUGACAGAGCUGCGUGAGUACGGCACCCUGUACUCCAGCUGGGCCGCGUCGGAGGAGGAGCUGCAGCGCCCCCUGGAGGGCGUGGCCAGCUCCGUGGCGACGUGCGGCGGUGCGCUGGAGGAUCUGAGUGAGAACAUGAGCCAGGACGUUCUGCCUGUACUCCGAGAGUACGUUCUCUACAUAGAGUCUAUGAAGAACGUCCUGAGGAAGAGGGACCAGAGCCAGGCGGAGUACGAGGGACGACUAGAAGCAGCCGUGCUGCGCAGACAGGAAGACAGGACGCCUAUGCCGGUGGAGGUGGAGAAGUGCCAGGACCGACUGGAGUGUUUCAACGCCGACCUGAAGGCGGACUGGGAGCGCUGGCAGAGCAACAAGCGGCAAGACUUCAAACAGCUUCUCACCGGCAUGGCCGACCAAAACAUCAACCACUAUGAAAAGUGCCAGGCCGGGUGGGAGUCGCUCAUCACUCUCCUCCAGGACAAACAGACUGACGACAAAACGAGCGACACAAACUGAAACAUGGCGUGUUUCCCCCCCCCCCACGUUCCUCCCUCACACGCCCUCAUGCCAAGGAAACGCAGCGACCCGGGGCAGCAGCUUGGACCUGCUGGACAUCAGCCCCCUGUUCGCGUGUGAGACGUUUGUACGGGGGGGGGGGGAGUCGUCUCUCGUGGGGACCUGACCUGCGAAAGAGGUGCGUUCAAGGACAGCAGGAAACGAGGAGAAACCUGCCGUAUACACAGAAAUGUUUGUUUUUUUGGUCAUUGUUCUUAUUGAAUCUUUUCUACUUCAUAUUUCCAAUUAACAGUUAAUCGCUGAGGCUGUUUGUGUUUAUUUAACUGCGAACUGUUGACCCCCCCGUUGUCACAUUGAAUAAAAUGUGAAGGAAAAAGCUCCUGAUUGAUGCAGAAAACAUUUUUUUGAAGGCGGAUACUGAUAAUUUGAGUUGGUGUGAAGUAUCUUGAAAUAACAAACUAUUUGGAGCAUCCCCGAGAUUUCUCUCCCUUUCUUUUUGUACAAUCCUCCGAGAACACAACACAAAAACUCUCCUUUCUCAUCUGUACAAAGGCGUCUUAUUGGCUGUAGAUAAGACGCCAGUAUUUUAUAAACCUUUCUAAUUAGUUUUGCAUGUUUCAGCUCAUGAAAUCUUGUAUUUGCCAUUUUUCAUAAGUGCACAAACUUUGCAACUUUUUCUGCAGCCUUUGUUAUUUAGAAAUCAACUUGGACAGAUGUGAAUUAGCUGUAGCAUUAGAGGUUCAUCACUCGGCCUUGUGUUCAACCCGAGGACUGAAGGAAUCAGCAGCUGAUGUCGGUAAAAUCACCAUAGUUCUACAGAAAGAAAUUAGUCUUAGGGGCAAAGCUGUAUUCGACAGUGAUGGCACCGAUGUGCAUCUGGGUUGAAUAUCGAGCUUCCUGCUGUUUGGUGAUAGAUGUGAUUUUUGUAGCUACGGUGCAGCGGCGCCAUCUGGUGUUCAAACUCGUUCCAUUCUUUUGAAACUGAGCAACGCUGCCUCUGUUAGUUUCUCGUGGUAUUUGUAUCCACUUCUGUUCUCUUGAAGAAACAAAAAACUCAGAUUUUGGAUGCUAACAGGUAUUUUUACCUUAUGAAAGAUAAACGAAAGGCGUUGAAAGAGAAGUCUCCCUCGGUACACUUUAUUUUAUUCCCUCAAUCAGGUGUCUGUGCUUUAAAGAACAUUUUAAAGAGUCAAAUGUAUUUUCUUGCAGAUAUCUGCCUUUGUGACUCUUAUUAAUGCUUUGGGAACAUUUGGUAUCGUUUACCACACUAACAACAUUUGUUUCGGAGGCUGGAUAUGAGCAGAGAGUUUAGAGCUGUCAGGUGAACAUCUGUCUGUUUUGGAGUUGGCUGCAGUUACCAAACCCCGUCACUAGGUGCCACUAAAUGCUGCACAGAGAACUUUUCCAGUAAAAUGUUUGUUUCUCCAACUCUGACAUAUUUUGCAAUUUGGUUUUGUUAAAUACCCUGGAGCUCGUCUGCUCGGCUGUGACUCACAUGUGUGUGUUGUACAACAGCUCAAGUGACAACAUGUUUUCUUUUGCGUCACAUCGGUUUCCUCUUCUCUUUCUGUUUAGCUCAAAUGGUGCUGAUGCGAUUCCUGCCUUGAAGAAAAACUAUAAUUCUGAGAUAUUCAGACCAUAGAUGGAGCAAGUGCGGUAACCAGAACCACAUUUACAAAAGAUUUAUUUUUCUGUGGCGUAGGUUUCACCAGCUGUAGCCUGGUGUGGUUUAUUUGUCAGUCACAUGAUCAUAGUUUUUGUUUGAGGAGUUUCUUUCAUGAAUAAGGUUCAGAUUUUGGGCCCGUGACAAAGCAAAAACGCUGAGGAUUUAUUAAAACAUUAAAUGUCAUUUGCUUCUUUUAAGUGGUGUCUUUAUAUCCGACCAUUAAUACUGAGCCUUCUGCUGUAAGACGGUGAUGACGUCUGAUUGUCGGUUUUUUAGUUGUCAGCUCUCGCUCUAAUGUUCUUCGUUCUCCUUGAGCUUUGAAACGAAUGAGCUACUGCCUCCUCUUGCUACCAAACGUCAGCGAUGAAGAGUAUUGUUUGUAUUUGACUGUGUGCAUUGGAUGGAGGGAGCAGAAAAGCCGUGGUUCAGUGUUGAGGCAGCUGCAGCAGAGAGAACUAUGGAUGCACUGAUGCUAAAAAAGCUUAAUCACUGUAUUUAUAUGCCAGAAAACCAUAAUACUAAAAUCCUGUAUUAAGAGCCAGAGUCGUCGGGCGGGGGCUUCUGAUUAGACCGGCCCAUUCACAAAUACUGUAGAAGAAGAAUAAAUUUAAAUCCUCAAUCUUUAAAGGCACAGUUUGGCUCAUUUUUCCUAAACUUCCCAUCCUUUUUUUCAUGUUAACUAUCGUUAUUUGAUUUUUUUGUAUCAAAUAACUAAUUCAAACAUACUGGGAAAAUGAGCAGUUGAACAAACAGACUUUUGAAAUUUGCUCCAUCUCUCAUCCAUUAACACGGAGGAGGUCACUGUAACCCAGGUACAUCUCCAUAUACUGAAUUGAUGAAGAACUGAGGCAAUGUCAGAAACAUGAAAACAGUUAAAGAUGAAGUGAUUGGAUAUAAAUAAUAACUUCUCUUCGUCUUCGUUCCGUUUAGUUUACGUCCUGAGAUCGGUCCCUGGUGUUUGUUUACUGCUUCUCAACAGAGGCGUCAGUGCGUCUGUAGCCCUUCCUGCUCAGCGUUGUGUUAGUACCUGCACCGACCUGAUUCAGUGACCCGAGCACACACAACUUCCUGAAAUGUCUUUUUGCUCUCACAGCAAUAUUCUGUACAUUCAAUAUCCCCUAGUGCACAUCUGAAGAGUGUACGCCACAGCUGAGUCUAUUUUUGUACAAGACGCAGAUCGUUGUUGGGUUCCAGCGAGUAUGUGUGUGUGUGAAGAUGAAAGCAUUUGAAAAAGGGAUUGUGGAAGAUUUGUAAUAUGUAAAUUUGGCACAACCAAAAUAUGAGGAACGAAACUUUUUAUUUUUGGAAACGCCGGUGAUGAGUUUCCGUCUCUUCUCUCACAGCCACUGUAAAAGCCCCUUAUUCUCCUGUGUGCCUGCUGAUUUCUUUUUGCACUAUUUACUGUAUGUUGCUGCAGCCACUGGCAGAACUAUCUGCUGAGAAGAAAAACCAACAGAGAACUAAAUUUUCUUUCUGGUGUCAAAUUAUUUUGUGUUUCAGUUUGAACGUUUUUUGCUGAUUCAGGUUAAAUCACCAAACAGGGACGACCACGACGGCUGCCACUGUACGAGCCCGUAUAGAAACGAGAAUUGUAUUUUUCCUUAAGAUAAAAAUCCAAUGUUUCUAAGCCAAAUGUCCCGGUUUCUUCCUCCUGUCUUCCUGAAUCUCAUCUGCAGCUCAGAGUCAAAAAAUCCAACCCUGUACGAAAAGGUUAAAGUUUCACAAAUCGUUUGAAUCCAUCUUCGUUUCUUCUUCUCUCUUUUUUCUGUUCUCCUAAGUGUGUACUGUUUACGUUCAGAGCUCCUAAUGUACAUAUGGAUGUGAAUAACAUCUUGUUGUAAUUACAAAUAAGCUUGUAUAUUGAUGUUGUUUUUGAAGCAAUUUAUCUUUACCUCAAAUGAUUUUUUGGAUAUAUUGGACCAAUAAUAAUAAAAACUAAGAUUUCAUUUGAUUAUU
This is a messenger RNA of Limanda limanda (common dab), 5111 nucleotides long. RefSeq names its product sorting nexin family member 30 (gene snx30). The transcript has 9 exons. The coding region runs from base 158 to 1489 and encodes 443 amino acids. NCBI's taxonomy places the organism in Eukaryota, Metazoa, Chordata, Actinopteri, Pleuronectiformes, Pleuronectidae. Gene Ontology annotation, molecular function: phosphatidylinositol binding. The record is from RefSeq and is a predicted model, not a curated record.